This is a messenger RNA of Brassica oleracea var. oleracea, 2908 nucleotides long. Its product is annotated as pre-mRNA-splicing factor CWC22 homolog. Bases 158 to 2722 code for a protein of 854 amino acids. The transcript has 7 exons. Gene Ontology annotation, biological process: mRNA splicing, via spliceosome. The record is from RefSeq and is a predicted model, not a curated record. Gene Ontology annotation, molecular function: protein binding; RNA binding. Gene Ontology annotation, cellular component: catalytic step 2 spliceosome. NCBI's taxonomy places the organism in Eukaryota, Viridiplantae, Streptophyta, Magnoliopsida, Brassicales, Brassicaceae.
AUCUAUCACUUUUGCUCAGGCGAUACAGAUCUUGGCGACGACCUCGUUAGGGUUCUUACUACAGGUUUACAUCUUCUGUUAUAAUCUGGAAAGGUUCGUACUUUAUCUGUAACUCGGUGUUGGGUUUGGGUGUUUCUGCAGCUUAGAAUUUCAAUCUAUGGGUAGGCACGAUAGUUCCUCCGAGGAAGAGGAGAGAGUGAGAAGAGAUAGAAGCCCAGAUGAGAGGCGUCGGGUUAGGGUUUCUGAUGAUGACGACCGUAAGAGCUCGCGAAGAGAUCUAGAGAUUGGUGGUGUUGCACAUAAGAUGAGAGCAGAUAGCUCCUCAGAUGAGGAAUCAGGUAGGCGGUCUAGGAAGAAUCGAGGAGAAGUAGACUCUGGUUCUGACGAUGAUAAAGGAAGAGAUAGAGAAGUGGAUGAUGAUACUGUUCGCGAGAGGAGGGCAAGUAAGGAUAGAGCUAGAGCAGGUACUUCUUCUGAUGAGAAGCAUCUUUCAAAGGGUACUGAAGAUGGAAGAAAAACUCGUAGAGGUUUGGACGAUGAAAAGGAAACAGAAGAGGUUGAGGGUGAUUAUGAAACGAAGAGAAGCAGGGAGAAGCAUGAUAGAGAGAGGGGUCAUAGGGGUAGUAGAGUCUUAGCUGAUAAGCCUUCUGGUAAAGAAGAUGACAGGCAAAAGAGCAGGAGAGGUGGGAGAGAAAGCGAGAGGAAAGGUAGAGAUCAUCAAGCAUCUGAUGACGAUGAGGAAGGUGAGAUUAGGAACAGGAGAAGAGGGAGAGAGAGGACUGAUAGAGGUAACGAAGGUUUCUUAAAGAGAGAUCGGAGAGAGAGAGACUGGUCUGAUAGGCAUCGGAGGGACGAUGGAGGUAGAGAUGAAAAGGAGAGGCGACACAGUGACAGAUACAACGAUAGCCAAAGAGACAAGUUGAGAAAUGAAGACAAGAGUGAAGUUGCAAAGCCCAAGCUGCCAGAACUCAAUCCAUCUGACAGCAAUGCUAUGGCCUUGGGGAAAACUGGUGGAGUUUAUAUCCCUCCGUUCAAGCUAGCACGCAUGAUGAAGGAGGUGGAAGAUAAGAGCAGUGUAGAGUAUCAGCGUCUAACAUGGGACGCUCUCCGUAAAAGUAUUAACGGGCUGGUCAAUAAAGUCAAUGCCAGUAACAUCAAGAACAUAAUCCCUGAACUGUUUGCUGAGAACCUCAUCAGAGGAAGGGGACUUUUCUGCCGUUCAUGCAUGAAGUCUCAAAUGGCGUCUCCUGGAUUCACUGACGUCUUUGCAGCUCUAGUGGCUGUUAUCAACGCCAAGUUCCCUGAAGUUGCUGAACUUCUAUUGAAAAGGGUCGUUUUGCAGCUUAAGAGAGCGUAUAAGCGUAAUGACAAGCCUCAAUUGCUAGCUGCUGUUAAGUUUAUAGCACAUCUAGUGAACCAGCAAGUGGCUGAGGAAAUCAUUGCACUUGAAUUAGUCACUGUACUUCUGGAAAACCCGACUGAUGACAGUGUCGAGGUGGCUGUUGGAUUCGUUACAGAGUGUGGUGCGAUGCUUCAGGACGUUACACCAAAAGGAUUGCAUGGGAUUUUUGAGCGGUUUCGUGGUAUACUGCACGAGGGAGAGAUAGAUAAGAGAGUUCAGUAUUUGAUUGAAGGACUCUUUGCUAUUAGGAAAGCGAAGUUUCAGGGACAUCCUGCUGUUCGUCCUGAGCUGGAUCUUGUGGAAGAAAAAUAUUCGCAUGAUAUUUCUAUUGAUGACGAAAUAAAUCCUGAAACCUCUCUUGAUGUUUUCAAACCUGAUCCUGACUUCCUAGAGAACGAAAAGAAGUACGAGGUCCUGAAGAAGGAAUUACUUGGUGAGGAUGAGUCUGACGAUGAAGAUGGCUCUGAUGCUAGUUCAGAGGAUAACGAUGAUGAGGAAGAUGAUUCUGAUGAUGAAGAAGAUGAAGAACAAAUGAGAAUAAGAGACGAGACAGAGACCAAUCUUGUUAAUCUUAGGAGGACAAUAUACCUGACCAUUAUGUCUAGCGUUGAUUUUGAGGAAGCAGGUCACAAGUUACUUAAAAUUAAACUUGAACCAGGCCAAGAGAUGGAGCUAUGCAUAAUGCUCCUGGAAUGUUGCUCUCAGGAGAGAACGUACCUGCGUUACUACGGUUUGUUGGGACAGCGUUUCUGUAUGAUCAACAAAAUUCAUCAAGAGAAUUUUGAGAAAUGUUUUGUUCAGCAGUACUCAAUGAUCCACCGGCUUGAGACGAACAAGCUGCGUAAUGUGGCUAAGUUUUUCGCCCAUUUACUGGGCACAGAUGCACUCCCCUGGCAUGUGCUCGCCUACAUUCGCUUAACUGAGGAGGACACAACUUCGUCGUCCCGUAUCUUCAUUAAGAUCCUUUUUCAGGAAUUGUCAGAACACUUGGGGAUUAGGCUGCUUAAUGAGAGGCUUCAGGAUCCAACAAUGCAAGAAUCACUUGAAUCCAUCUUUCCUAAAGACAAUCCAAAGAACACGAGGUUUGCAAUCAACUUCUUCACCUCCAUUGGUCUUGGAGGCAUCACGGAGAAUCUGAGAGAGUACCUGAAGAACAUGCCACGGCUCAUCAUGCAACAACUGAAGCAAGUUGCAGAAUCAGAAUCAUCGUCUGGAUCCGACAGUUCUGGUUCUGAGUCAGAUUCAUCGACUUCUUCUUCUUCUUCUUCUAGUUCGGAUGAAAGCGACAGAGAUAAGAGGAAGCGAAGAAGAAGAUCUUGAGAGAGAGAGUCUGUUUUUUUUGUCAAUUUUCAACGAAAAAAUCUUCAAGUUCUUGUGUUGGGUUAUUGAAUCUUGAAUUUACAUGAGCAGUCAUUUUGGUUCUGUUAUUGCAUAAGCUGAUGAACAAAGAGACUAGACUAUAAGCUAAGACGAUCAAGAUUGUGAACAGAAAUGUUUUCUUUGUUA